Entelurus aequoreus (snake pipefish) is the source of this 1345-nucleotide messenger RNA. RefSeq names its product sialic acid synthase-like. The transcript has 6 exons. Bases 64 to 1152 code for a protein of 362 amino acids. Gene Ontology annotation, molecular function: N-acylneuraminate-9-phosphate synthase activity. Gene Ontology annotation, biological process: carbohydrate biosynthetic process. The record is from RefSeq and is a predicted model, not a curated record. NCBI's taxonomy places the organism in Eukaryota, Metazoa, Chordata, Actinopteri, Syngnathiformes, Syngnathidae.
AAUAAAAAAUUGCGAAUAUUUACGCUUUUACAGAUAAAACUAUUUUUUUUAGCUGACACCAACAUGCCUUUAAAGUUUGAACUGUGUCCCGGGAGGAUGAUUGGAGGCAACCAUCCGUGUUUUAUUAUCGCUGAAAUCGGACAAAACCACCAGGGAGACAUCGAGAUUGCCAAGAAAUUGAUCAAAAUGGCGAAGGACUGCGGUGCUGAUUGUGCCAAAUUCCAGAAAAGUGAACUGCAGUACAAAUUUAACAAACGUGCCUUAGAACGCCCCUACACGUCCAAACACUCUUGGGGGGCCACUUAUGGAGAUCACAAGCGCCACCUGGAGUUCAGCCAUGAGCAGUGCAGGGAGUUGCAGAAAUAUGCCAAGGACGUGGGAAUCUUCUUCACCGCCUCAGGACAGGAUGAGAUGGCUGUAGAGUUUCUCGAUGAGCUUAAAGUGCCUUUCUUUAAAGUGGCCUCAUUAGACGUCAGCAACUUCCCUUAUUUGGAGAAGACAGCCAAGAAAGGACGUCCCAUGGUGGUUUCCAGUGGGAUGCAGUCCAUGGAGACGAUGCGUCAGGCGUACAAGACAGUGAAGGCGCACAACCAGAACUUUGCCAUUCUGCAGUGUACCAGCGCCUACCCUCUUGAUCCUGAGAAUGUCAACCUCAGAGUGAUCAAAGAAUACAUGAAGGAAUUCCCAGAUAUUCCAAUUGGAUAUUCUGGCCACGAGUCUGGAAUCAGUAUUUCAGUGGCAGCUGUUGCUUUGGGGGCAAAAGUCCUCGAGCGCCACGUGACACUGGACAAGACGUGGAAAGGAAAUGACCAUGAGGCGUCGCUGGAGCCCUCUGAGCUGGCCGAGCUGGUUCGCUCUGUCCGAGUGGUGGAGAAGGCACUGGGUAGUGGCGUCAAGAGGAUGCUUCCUUGUGAGAAGACAUGCUAUGACAAGCUGGGGAAGUCUGUGGUGGCCAAGGUGAAGAUCCCCAAAGGAACUGUCCUCACUCUGGACAUGUUGGCGGUGAAGGUGGCCGAGCCCAUGGGUGUAGCUGCUGAGGACAUCUUCCAGCUGAUUGGCAGGGUUGUCACGGAAGACGUGGGAGAAGAUGAGAGUGUCACACCAGGGGUGGUGGACAGCUAUGGGAAGAAGGCCAAUUGCGAAUAUUUUUAAGACUUAAGUAAAGCACGUAAACGAUGAGGACAUUAUUCAGGUUGUCAUAGUUUGGUGGGUGAUUUGUUUUCAUAUUUAGUUUCAGUUACCAGGACAAGGGAAUGGUAAUUGUCCUCAGCUGUGACACUAAGCUAUUUGUCGUCUGUUCCUAAGGGAAAUCAUCUGUUUAUGAGUAAGUAGUAGCCAAAGUUAU